Polyodon spathula (Mississippi paddlefish) is the source of this 2681-nucleotide messenger RNA. Its product is annotated as cGMP-specific 3',5'-cyclic phosphodiesterase-like. Bases 277 to 2319 code for a protein of 680 amino acids. The record is from RefSeq and is a predicted model, not a curated record. Gene Ontology annotation, molecular function: protein binding; 3',5'-cyclic-GMP phosphodiesterase activity. The transcript is spliced from 16 exons. Gene Ontology annotation, biological process: signal transduction. NCBI's taxonomy places the organism in Eukaryota, Metazoa, Chordata, Actinopteri, Acipenseriformes, Polyodontidae.
AAAUCUGGCACAGCUGUUGGAAAAUACUGGAUCCCUAGAUUAACAGUGAUGCAUGCUCUAUCAAGGGAAUUUCAUCAAGGUCUGCACAUUGUUAAUUAGCGAGAAUUACUUUUUCCUUCCCCCCAAGUCCCAAAAAGGAUAUAAAUAUACAUCUUCAGCAUUGGUUUCAAGUUACAUCACAGUGAGGAAAACUAUAACAUAAAAAGGAAAAUAAAAUUCAUUACUCACUGUACAGGCAACAGCUACAUAUCUAACACAGGACUCGAUUGCCACAGGAUGGGGGAUAUGGUAAAUGCAUGGUUUGCUGAGAGAGUUCAUUCCAUCCCAGCCCACAAAGAAGGAACCAAACUGCCAGCAGAACCCAAGCCCAUCCACCAAACAGCCCGGCCAGAGAAUACCACACCAGGGACCCCCACCAGAAAAAUCUCAGCUUCAGAGUUUGACAGGCCACUGAGGCCUAUUGUUGUCAAGGACUCUGAGGGUGCCUUGACUUUCGUUUGUGAUUCAGAAAAGGUACAGAUGCCUUUGAAACCACAAAAACUUGAGGCAGGAGAAGGACAGGUGAGCAAUCAGUGCACGAGGCUCCUGGAACUGGUGAAGGACAUUUCCACCCACUUGGAUGUUACAGCACUCUGCCACAAAAUCUUCCUUCACAUAAAUGAACUCAUAGAUGCUGACCGCUACUCGCUCUUCUUGGUCUGUGAAGACAGCUCCAAUGAGAAAUUCCUCAUCAGCAGGCUGUUUGAUGUGGCAGAGGGCUCAACGCUAGAAGAAGCGUCAAACAACUGCAUACGGCUGGAGUGGAACAAGGGCAUUGUGGGCCAUGUGGCAGCUACUGGACGGCCAUUAAAUAUAAGAAAUGCCUAUGAGGAUCCUAGAUUCAAUGCCGGAGUCGACCAAAUUACAGGUUACAAGACCCAAAGUAUUCUGUGCAUGCCGAUAAAGAACCACAAGGAAGAGGUCGUGGGUGUUGCUCAGGCAAUAAACAAGAAAUGUGGAAAUAAUGGCACAUUUACAGAACAAGAUGAAAAGGACUUUUCAGCCUAUCUGGCGUUUUGUGGAAUUGUUCUUCACAAUGCCCAGCUGUAUGAGACUUCACGGCUUGAAAACAGACGCAAUCAGGUGUUGCUUGACUUAGCCAGCCUCAUUUUUGAAGAGCAGCAGUGCCUUGAAGUGAUACUGAAAAAGAUUGCAGCUACAAUACUGUCCUUCAUGCAAGCUCAGAGGUGUACCAUUUUCAUAGCAGACGGAGACAUUUCAAACUCAUUUUCCAGUGUCUUUCACAUGGAAUACGAGGAGCUUGGUGAAUCUGCAAAAGUUCCAAAAAGGGACUGUGAUGUAAGCAAAAUGAACUACAUGUACGCACAAUAUGUGAAAAAUUCCAUGGGUCCCCUUAAUAUUGGAGACAUCACUAAAGACGAGAGGUUUCCCGGGACGAACGAAAAUGAAGAAAAUUCGAACAAGCAAGUAAAAAGUUUGCUCUGCACCCCAAUAAAAAAUGGGAAGAAGGAUAAAGUUAUAGGUGUUUGUCAGCUUGUGAACAAAAUGGAUGAAGUCACUGGGAAAAUCAAAGCAUUUAAUAGAAAUGAUGAACAGUUCUUAGAGGCCUUUGUUAUAUUCUGUGGGCUGGGGAUCCAGAACACCCAGAUGUAUGAAACGGUGGAGAGAGCGAUGGCCAAACAAGUUGUGACACUUGAGGUUCUCUCAUAUCAUGCCUCAGCUUCCGAGGAGGAAACCAGGGAGCUGCAGGUAACAACGGCUGCCAAGGUGCCCUCAGCACAGUCCCUCAAGCUGCUUGACUUCAGCUUCAGCGACUUUGAGCUGUCAGAUAUGGAAACAACCCUGGCCACAAUCCGGAUGUUUAUGGACCUCAACCUUAUGCAAAACUUCCAGAUGAAGUAUGAGGGUCUUUGUCAGUGGGUUCUCAGUGUGAAAAAGAAUUACCGGAAGAAUAUUGCUUAUCACAAUUGGAGACAUGCAUUCAACACGUCACAGUGUAUGUUUGCUGUUCUUAAAUCUGGAAGGAUUCAGAAUAAGCUAAAUGAUCUGGAGAUGUUAGCCUUGAUGAUAGCAACAUUAUGCCAUGACCUAGAUCACAGAGGAGUAAACAACUCCUACAUACAAAGGAGUGAUCACCCUCUUGCUCAGCUCUACUGUCACUCCACAAUGGAGCAUCACCACUUUGACCAGUGCCUGAUGAUACUCAACAGUCCUGGAAACCAGAUUUUGAGUGGCCUUUCCUUAGAAGAGUACAGAACCACACUGAAGAUGAUUGAGAGAGCUAUUCUUGCCACAGACCUAGCCCUCUACAUGAAGUGAGUAACAAGUGACAUGUGCAGGUGGUUUGAACAGUAGGUUGCUGGGAAUGUUCCUGAAAUAAGAAGGGAUGCAAUUUUAUCUAUUUGGCAGCUGGGCACAUUUGGAAAACAUUCUUUAAUUUUGUUGCAACUAAUGCACAUAAAACCUGAGCCCACGUCGUUCUCCAGUAUAGUAUAGUAACUAAUAGACAUGGCAAACAUUAGUUUCUGGAUUAGUUACAGUAUAAACAAGAUUUCCAUAUAUUUGUUUAGAUUUGUUAUUCAUUGCAUUUACCUUUCUGACUGCAGAAGCUAUUGUAUACCAUAGGCCAGCAGCUCUCAAAGUUUUUGGGUCACGCCCCCCUUCCUCUUGUCUGUGGUACU